This is a messenger RNA of Eutrema salsugineum, 1255 nucleotides long. RefSeq lists its product as uncharacterized. The transcript has 4 exons. Bases 632 to 991 code for a protein of 119 amino acids. The record is from RefSeq and is a predicted model, not a curated record. Lineage: Eukaryota; Viridiplantae; Streptophyta; Magnoliopsida; Brassicales; Brassicaceae.
CUAGGUUAAUGGAAUAUAAAUACAAACCUCUAUGCAAAUUGUUCACUAACCUGGGGUUUAUUGUGGUAAUUACAAAUUCACAAGUGCAUUUCGGUAGUCUCUAUUUUAUCCAUAUAAAUGAAUGUGAAUUACAAUCUCCCUGGGAAAAGAAGGACGAUGAUCCACUGAUCUAGAAAGGGAGAUCUAUAAUGAGUAUUUUAUGCUAGAGGAUUAACUGAUCUUAGCUGGCUAAUACUGAUUAGGUUAGGCUUUCAGCAUGUAUUCCUUCUUAUACCUGUAUAAUUAUGAAUUAUGAAUAAGACAAGCUACUUUGAAGUGAAAAGGGUUUUGUGAAACAAAAUGCAAUGAGAAUGAUAUCAAUACGUUUCUUUCUCAGCUAACUUGAUGGUAAAAUUAACUGACCACAUCUCUCAAGUUAGUUCAUUAUUCUGUAGGGCUUAAUCUUAGCAUGAGUAUGAGACCUGUGCUAACACAAUCUCUUUGUAACUUAACUCUUAUGAAUAGCAUCUGUAAUCUGAAAACAUUAACUUGUUGAUAAACAAUUCACGAAGAUUUGGGCUUCCAGAAAGAGAUUAACGGCACCAACGUUGAGAGUGUGAGAGGACAAAGCUAUGUUUUUGAAGAGCGUCUGAUGAAAUUGGUUCACACUACGCGUACCAAUACCACAUUCGGAGAAGUGAGGAUUUCGCCAAUUGGUGAAGAAUUAUCGUUGCUGUUUAGAGGCAUGACUUAUAUUGGCAUUUCAGUUGAAAUUUUUCUGCUAAGUAAAGGGAGUUCUUUCAUUUCAUGUUUUGUUGACAUUUGUGAGAACGUGGCUAGAGAGAUCGGCAAUCACAUAUCACUUCAGCACCCUAAUAUCAUUCAGUUUAAGGAGGAGAACUUUUUGAUGAAAUCUGCACUGCCAGCAGAUACAAUGAAACUGAGCAAAAAUGUGGUGUUACUGCCGGCUGGUUCACAUGCCUAUGUCUUAUAUUUGUGGGAAGACAUUUAGUUUGUCUAAUAAUUCCUCUUAUUCUGAAACCACGGGAAGAAAUAGUCUUUCAGCCUUAUGCGAAAAUAAACCGAAAUAGAGGAGGCCAUCUAUGUGCUAAGGUAGGAUCGAUCAUUGUCUGUCCCUUAAAUAAAGUUUUUAGGAAGAGAAAUUUCACAUAAAACUUUUGAUAGAGAAACGUGAUUUCAUUAUGACUUCCUCUGGGAAGAGCUUGUCUCUUUGUUUCUCUGUUCAGUCUUAUAUCUCAAUAAUGUUUGCUCUAUU